AGAAAUGUGUGGGCCAAGCUUGAAGUUCCUGUGUUGGGCUCCGGGAUAUAAAAAUACAGAACAGACUUGCUCUCUCACAUCCAUACCUCCACACACGUCACUAGACCUUGGUCGCCAUUUUGGAUUUGAGUCUACGGAUUAUGAGAUUAUACCGUUCUCACAGUUUGAAAACAAAAUGGCGGAGAUUCGAGGAGGGCGAGGCUACGAGGGCUCAGUUCUCUACUUCAUGGAUAAAGAUGACAAUGUUGUUGGAUUAUUGAAGAAGAAAACUACUUGGUAUAUUGUACUAAGAGCAAUAAGGGAGAAAGUGUCAAAUGCAAUGUCAGCGUACAAAAAGAAUCCAGGAGGAUUUAAAGGGGAUGCUUGCUUCGAACAUAUUAGAAAAAUUGCUAGACGACUUGAUGAAAUUCAGAAGUGGUUGGGAAUAUCAGAUCCUGAAACCAAACAUUGGAAACUACUUGGGGAAAAAUAUCUACUCUGGGUGUUCGACCAGGUUGUAAGGUGUAGGAUGGAAGAGUAUACUAGUAGAGGAAAGUUUCCACAAAGUUGGAAGGCGUUUCUCCGGGAUACUAAUACAGAGGAAUCAUACAAUCGGGAUACAGCUCCUUCUCGCUGUGGAGACAGGGAUCGUGAGGAGGAAUCCCCCAUUCAGCUUUUAGAACCCAACUCUCUCUCUCCUUCUGUUCAAAUACUUCCCUCAACUGCUCCCGCUAAUCCUCACAUUGUUUUAGCUUGCAUUGUCAGGAAUCUGGAUUUGGUUGGGAAGAAUCUGAAAAAGAUGGAGAGUAUUGUAUCUAAACUUCACCAGAAGGCCUGUAAACAGAGAACUCAAGGGUUUAUCAGUCUGCAUGAUCUAAAGAGGAUUGAAAGUAAUGAAGUUAAAGUCUGUAAUCUACUUUUAGAAAAUAUCAGGAUUAAGAUGGGUUCGGAAGAGGUUUUAGGUUCAGAUCUUAUCUCCACGGUAUCUCAGGCUGCAGAUAAAACCUUCAAGUCCUUCCUUUCAACCCUGAGUUCAGCUACGGUGCUUCAACAGGAUGGACAGGUGCUUGCUGUAUCCCCUCUGUUGACUAGUUCUGUAUCUUGUAUAAAUGAAGAUACAACUGAUCUUCUCGCCAUCAUAUUUUCUCCAGACAGAGAACAAGGAUUAAGGAUUCUGGAAAGUCUUCUUGUUCAGAUUUAUCAUGGGAAAAUUGGAAACGGAUUCGGAACAGAGAAAACACUUUGUGUGGAGAGAGUUGGAGUUACUGAUGAAAAUGGAUUACAAGAAUUAUUUCCAACUUCUCUAAAUAUCUUGAAAUAACAUGGUGUUGAUUUAUUUUAA
Molecule: messenger RNA, 1321 nt
Organism: Eurytemora carolleeae
Lineage: Eukaryota; Metazoa; Arthropoda; Copepoda; Calanoida; Temoridae
Exons: 13
Coding region: 5-1300 (431 amino acids)
Source: RefSeq, a predicted model, not a curated record